AUGAAUGACUUCCAAGAAUUGGUUCAAGAGCUUUCUCUUUUUGAUCAUCCUUUCUUUGGCCCUACCUACACUUGGAGCAAUAAGCAAAAAGACACAUUUCUUGCAAGGAAACUCGAUAGAGUAUUGAUUAACCCCCCCUGGGCUACUUCUUUUCUAAAUUCCUUUAUUGAAUUUACUGCUCCUGGCCCUUCUGAUCACUGCAUGCCUCUUACUUGGAUCAACAAAGAGAUUAAAAUUAACAGGCCUAAGCCUUUUAAAUUUUUCAAUUUCUGGUCCAAGCACCCAAAUUUCCUUGAACAUGUCCUUCAUUCCUGGCAGAAACCUUCUCAAGGAAACCCUAUGCAGAAGUUGUUCCUCAAACUUAAACGCCUUAAGCCUUGCUUACAGAAGCUUAACAAGGAUAACUAUAGUGAUAUCUCUACUAGAGUAAGGAGCUGA
Messenger RNA from Hibiscus syriacus, 438 nucleotides. RefSeq lists its product as uncharacterized. The transcript has a single exon. Lineage: Eukaryota; Viridiplantae; Streptophyta; Magnoliopsida; Malvales; Malvaceae. Bases 1 to 438 code for a protein of 145 amino acids. The record is from RefSeq and is a predicted model, not a curated record.